This is a messenger RNA of Strongylocentrotus purpuratus (purple sea urchin), 7055 nucleotides long. RefSeq names its product ankyrin repeat and BTB/POZ domain-containing protein 1 (gene abtb1). Gene Ontology annotation, molecular function: protein binding. The transcript has 13 exons. Gene Ontology annotation, cellular component: cytoplasm; ubiquitin ligase complex. The record is from RefSeq and is a predicted model, not a curated record. The coding region runs from base 938 to 2383 and encodes 481 amino acids. NCBI's taxonomy places the organism in Eukaryota, Metazoa, Echinodermata, Echinoidea, Camarodonta, Strongylocentrotidae.
GAAAGUCAAAGUAGGUUCUGUGUUAUUUUUUAUUUUUUAAUAUAAUUAGACUAUUGUAAUUAAUAUUGCAGCCAAUUAGUGCAUUUAUGAGGAUGUAAAGAGUGAAAAUCUUGUUGCAUAUCUCAUUCAUCGUGGUCCAACGGAAUCGAUAUCAGAGACUGAAGCUUUCGGUCUAUGUUUUUGUUAGUUGUCAGUCAUAACGCGUGGUUCAAGGAUUUGAAAUUUUAUUUAUAGAGUAAGACCGCCAAACUUCGGACACUUAAGACAAAACGGGGAAAACAUUAAAUUCUUUUUUUAAUUAGUGAAAGAUCAAAUAUACUAUUAUUGUGCAAAUACUGUUUAUGUAUGUCAUGAAAAGAAAAUUAGUAAAGGAAAUGGAAAACUAGAAUUAUUUACUUACCCGCCGAACCUUUUUUCAUGCCAAGCUUCGGACGUUCAUUUGUAGCGCACGUAUAGCGCGCGCGCUAAAGUGCGCAUUCAUCGGAGGUUUGGAAACCGGAUCAAAAAUCGUUCGACGGGGGUAAGUUUGACUGCGUUGAUUUCAUGAAAAAAAUAUUAUUUUCUCGUUUUGGGUACAUUUAUUUUAGGUAGAACUAUCAGAAAGGUGUUUUUCACAACACUCACACAAUAUUUUGGUGCUAAAAUCUUACGAAAGCGCUAUUUUUUCGUAGUCAAAAUGACACUCAAUGUUGCCUGUCCGAAGUUUGGAAGAGCGCCAUCUUCUGGUAGGGGUACCUGUAUAGUACCCCUAGGUCCGUGGUAACGGCCGCCAUUAGAAAAAUUUCGCGAUAGAGUGAAAAAGUAUCUCAUAAGCUCCCAUAAUUUUGGCAGAAACCACCUGAAAUAUGCCAAGGAUUUGUUUUUAAUUGAUAUAUUGGAGGCUCUAUUAACUCCCCUGUUAAGGAACUGUAAAAAUCCAGAUGUCACAAAAGCAAAAAUGGCUCAGGACCGAAGGGAUUUUAUGGAGAGCUGCAAGACGGGCGACCUACAUAGCGUUUCCUACCUGUUAGAGGUGAAGGAAGUGGAACCUAACCUGAAAGAUGAAUGGAACAGUACUGCUCUAUACUAUGCUUGCCUGUGUGGCCAUAAAAAUGUGGUCAUCUAUCUGCUAGAAAAUGGUGCUAAAUGUGAAGCAAAGACCUUUGACGGUGAACGCUGUCUAUAUGGCGCCCUCACAGAUGAGAUUCGGGACAUUCUGAAAUCCUACAAAGCAGUGGUCACUGGCCAUGCAAGAAGGAAUUUCUACCUGGAUUUCAUGAAAAGACUACUUGAGGCAAGCUGCUACAGUGACAUCACAUUCGUCAUACACAAUGAGACGUUUGCAGCCCAUCGUUGUAUCCUCCAAUCCCGCAAUGAAUACUUUGCUGAGAUGCUCGAGACAAGAUGGAAAAAUAAAAGUACUGUUCACAUCAAGUCUAGCUUGGUCAGACCGCAGGCUUUUAAAAGAGUACUGGAGUAUGUUUAUACAGGAACCUUGCAAGUACACAUUAACAUAGUUGAUGAUUGUCUGAGGUUUGCCAAGCAAUGCGGCAUGACCUCACUCAUUGAGAAGAUUAACCAAAGACUAAAAGAGAUCGAAGACUAUGUCCCUAGCAAACCUGGUACCCAUAUUCACAUUGUGAGUGUUGAACCUUCACUAGACGACACACCAGUACAAGAUGAUCUCAACCAGCUGGCCCAGAUGGCAUUUCCUGUAGAGAAAAGAGAUCCACUUGCACAAGGAGUGUUUCCUUUCUGUGGAGGUCUUUUACAAGUUCCUCCGUACACAGAUGUUUGCUUCGAAGUAGAACAGGACAAAUUCUUCUGCCACAAAAUGUUUUUCACAGAGAGAAGUGAUUACUUCAAAGGUCUCUUUGCUGAUCAUUUCAAUGAGGUAUCACUAGAUCAGAACUCCAUUCCUAUCAUCAGUCUCCAUGAAGUAACAUCAGACGUCUUUAUGCAAGUCAUCUACUACCUCUACACAGACAGUGUGAAUCUGACUGAAGAUCUAUGCUAUGAGAUACUAGUGGUAGCUGACCUCUACCUCUUGCCAGGCCUCAAGAGGCUUUGUGCCAACAAGAUCGCCUCUCAGCUGACCGAAGAAAGUGUCUUUCAGGUCCUGAGGGUUUCCCGGAUGUUCAGUCUGGUCAAGCUGGAGGAUCAGUGUGUAGAGUUCAUCAGCAGGAUAGUUGAAAGGAUAACAGACAACGAGGAGUUCAUUGAGCUUGUCAAAGAGGAUGCUGCAAGCGUUGAAAACCGUGAGGAGGUCGAUAGCAUCACCAUCAUUGACGACCUCCGUUACCACAUCGCUAAUAACCUCAAGAUGUACAGUGAGCUUCAAGAGGCACAAGAGAAGCUGAGUUACUUGGAUCAUCUUCUUCAAGAACUUGGGAUAGAGGGAUAGACUGUUAAGACUAAGAACACUAUUCUCAUGAAACAGUGCCUGCCUGGACUAAGGAUUUACUAGUAAUUUACUUAUUUUUCUCUGGGAAUAGUAUGAUCCAAGAAGUGCCAGAGAAGCUUAAUUGCCUGGAUCAUCUUCUCCUAGAACUUGGGAUACACUGGUAGACUUGGAAGGUAUUUAUCCUGUUAUGGUAUUCUCUUGAAACAAUUUUCUUGGAAUUGUGGUUAACUAGAAGUCUACCAAAAGGCUCCUAAUGAAGAAAGGUGAGUUGCAAGUUACAUAACAGAACCUGAAUUUGGGGAUCGUCUUCUCUUAGUACUAAUGGAGAUGAUAUUGUCAAGCUAAGAUCCUCAUGGUGUGGAAACACAGGGGCUGCAAACGGCCCUGCAGGAAAAGCCAUGUUGCUUGGAUCAACCGCUUCCAGGACUUGGUAUAGACUGCUAAGACUUACAGAAGAGCAACAUGUACAUGAAAAUGUAGUGUGCCUGGAUUGUUUUCUUCUAGGACUUGGCCACAAUGAGUUGUCUGAAUUAAGAUAUCUGCAGACUUGUGCUAGAACUUGAGAUUGUGAUCUACAUUUCUUUGUAGCUGUUGCAGCUGUUUUUGUGAGUAAUGCUGCUCUGUGGCAUGAGGUCAUAGUGCUGCAUUGUACAUUAUUUGGAUGAGUCAGAUAUACAAGUAGAUCUAUGCCCUGCAUACUUGGAAAAAUAUUUCAAGAGUACUUGGUGAAAUAAGGCAAUAAACACAUUGAUUUACUCCAUCUUUUCUCGAAUAUUUCUUGGUGCAGUUUUUCUACCUAACUCUUAAAUUCCUAGUGCCAAGUGAAUUUAAGCCAAAUUUUUCAAGUAGUAUGAAUAUUUUGUAGAUCUGAUUUCUGAAUGGAUUUUUUUGGUGGUAUAAAUGAUGUUCAUUUGCAGUGAAUUUCUAUUGCUGUAAACAUGCAAAAUACAUGUGUAGCAAUACUAUUUUGUGUUUUCCGAUUCAUAAGAUUCAUUCAAAAGUAUAAUGACUGCUGAGAAUACUUUUUGGUGGGAGAAUUUUAUCUUCAAAUGCAUUGCUUGGUACUUGGUAGAUGAUUCGAUCUCCACAAUACUCCUUGUGGAAUUUAACUGGAGGCUCGGUUGUAUUGAUUUCACAGAUGGACAUUAAUUUGAAAAUGGAAUAGAGGAUAGGAGUUGCUAAAGAGCAAGAUAUAUUUAUGGGUAAUGUUUAUGAGACUGAACAGUAAAAUAAUAAACUUAAAAUAAAUAAAUAAGUUUAUAAUAGGUAAAUUAUCAUAUAGUUGCAAUAGGCAAUUUAGUCUAUUCUUAAUGUAGAUUUGAAAAUAUUUAUUACAUUAUUGAUGGAUUUAUACACAGAUUUAUUUGAUAAUUAUGUAACAUAUAUAUGCUUUAUACAUAAUAUACCUUGAUAUUUGUAUCAAUCAAUCAGAGGUUAUUAAUGUGAAAAUGAUAUCUAUUAAAGGGGGAGAGCAAUAUAACAAUAUAUUAACUGUGUCAUUACAACGCAAAAAUUAAAAAAUGUUUAAAGAUUUGUACAAUAUUAGUCAGAGAUACCUUCUUACAUGCAGACAUUUUUAGUGCCCUUUGAUGAAUCUAUGAUUAUUUUCUUUUCAGUUUGUUAAACAAAGUGUUUCAAGGAGAUGUUAAGAUCAAGAAAUUUUGUUAUUAGUAUUAUUAUUUAGUUUUGUGUUGGGUGCUUUUAUUCAAAUAUUGUUUGCAGUGUUUCACUGUUUGAAACAAUUUUGGUUUUUAACUUUUAUUCAAAUAAGGUUUUAUGAAAUUGGGAACCCCUUUGAUUUAAAGUUUUAUUCAAAUUUUCUCAUGAAUCUCAUCUGUAAAGCCAUUUUUCAAUAUAGUUUAUAUAUUUUAUCAUUAUUUUGAGUAUUUUGUUCAGGUAUUUUAUAAGAUCUGGGCAUCAUUGCACACAACUUACCAUUGAUGGUAACUUUGCGAUCAAUGAUAACUACCACCGAAACCUUGACUUUGAUUGGCUGUUGAGCCCUGUUACCAUGGUAGUUGCCAUUGAUGGUAAAGUUACCAUCAACGGUAAGUUUUAUGCAACGGGCCCUGGAAGGUUUCUUUAGGACAGUUUGCACGUAAAAAAGAAGGAAAACAAAUUAUGCCUCGGUUCUUGGCUCCUUUCGUAUUUAAAAAAAAAAGUAAGCUAUUAUUCUUAUCCUUGUUCAAAGUGAGUGUACGGUUGGAACUCUUUUGAGUUAGUGACAACCACCUGGUGUUGAAUAUAACUGUUAGUUUACUCUAAUGGUGUGAUCAAGAGAUAACGUAUUCAUGAUGAAACAUUCUGUAGUAAAAGAAUUGUGACAGUUAUGCAUUUUAAUCUUGUAAUAUAUUGUUUAGUUCAGUACUCAUGGCUCCAUAUCUCAAAUCAUUAUUCUUAUAGAAUUUAGAGCCCAAAGAUAUCAGUGUUUCACCUGUUUCUGUCAACACCCCUUAUGCUUAUGCAACUUGACAUAUUUUAGCAUUGCUCGUGAGAUUUUUUUUUUUCAUGAGGUUGCCCAAUGUUUCAGAUACCGGUAUUUGGUAACUUGUUGAGAGGAAUCCCCGUGAUCCAUAUAAAAUGCACAGUAGUUGAGUCAAGACAAUGAAUAUGCACAGCAAUAAGUGUUUGCAAAAUUGCUAUGGACAAGAUGUGACAUAGAUCUUCCUCAGCAAAUUGGUGUGAGAAAUAGUGCAGGACGAAUAUAUUAAUAGUGAUUUCAUGAAAUUCAGGAUUUGAAAAGUAUGUAUAAUACUUGAAUAAAUUUGAUCUGAAAUAUCACUUGGUUUCUUGGGGGUCCAUGCAGGAAAUAUUGCACUUGGUAUACAAUUAUAUUGGACUUUUCCAUGUUUCGUCCAAUUGUUUUGUGUAGCUUACAAUUCAUGUAUUUCCUCGAGGCAUCCUGUAGUAUGCAAAGGAUUUUGCCAUCAGUGUGGAAUUAGAAUUAUGUAUAUUUGAUGCAUAUUGUGAGGACAUUAGCAUGUAUUUUUUCAGUUCAAAUGUGUGUAGAAAUAGUGAGUGCACACUUUAAACUGAAAUGAUCUUGGAUUACUACAUGGACAGUUUGUUGCAUUAAGGCUAGGCUGCAACGUCUCUUCAACUGGGUUUGUGCUGUGGUUGUAUCCCAUUUACUGGUGCUGCAUUCAAUAUUGUCUAGAAAUUUCUAACAGAAAGCUGGAAGUUAUUCUUAUGCAUUGGAAUGUGGAAUUUGACUCUUUAUUUUGUUGUUGGCAGGAUCACUCAUUAUUUGAUGAAAACGGAUGUUAAGCUGCUAUUCAGUCUAGUAAAUAUUUUCAAUAUUUCUGUGGGAGAUAUAGAAGCCGACAAGGAUUUGACUCAUUUUGAAAAAUUGUUGGUUUUGAAGUUUUGCUCACUAAAUUGUCAUUUAAUAUCUGUGUGACAAGAAAGAGCAAAUUUUUGCAUGACUGCAUCCAAUAUAGUUGCAUUUUCAUACAGUGCUUGAUGCCCCAGCUCCCCCCCCCCCCCUACUCCAGGGUCGGAAGUACUGCAUGCAUGUUCCCAAAAUGUCUGGUAAAGGGGUACUUUUCACGCACCAAAGUCAGACUCAUAGUACACAAAAAUCUGACCCGUACUGACUUUACACACCGGACUUAAUAGGGGUGUGUUUUCAAAAGGAGAGAACACGCAUAUGCGUACCCUAAAUAACACUGUGGGUUGGGCUUGAUGCCCAUAAAUUUCUAAAUGGAAUGUCAGAUUUGAAAUCCUGAAAGAAUCAACAUGUUGUUAAGCUCAAAACCAUUGUUUCCUUAGGCAAAUUGGCAACCUUUUUACAUUGCAAAAUUUUCAAAGGGAGUAACCAUUGAAAUCCUUGAACUGGCACCAUGUUGAUAAGUUUGAAUUCACUGUUUAUGCAAACACACCAUUUUAUUAUGUUUGGCAAAGGCACAUCAAUAGUGUUUUUGUUCUAAUGCACAAGUUUUUGAUACAUUACUUGUUAUUUGUAAAUUGGGAAAAUGGAGCAAUAACAAAAUAUGGGUGUGGAAGAAAACUAAUCAGAUAAGCUUUAAAACUUCUCUCUUGAAUGAUAAUGCAAUUUUAAACAUUAUUUCUUAUAUGCAUGUGGCUGACAAAUAUGAUAAAGGCAUUUACUUUAUUAUUAAGCAAUUCAACAGUAAUUAUGGAUUCAUAUUAAUGUUAGGAAAUGUCAUUUAAGUCAAUAUUGUUAUAGUCUAUUAAUGAAAUUAUAUCAAUAUUCUAGAUGCAAAUAUAUUCUAAAUUCAUAUAAUCCCAUUUUAAGCUUCCUCAUUCGAUAUGGAGAAAAUCAUCAAUUGUCAUAUUCCAUGAAAAAUUUCCCUUAAUCUAACUUAAAUCAAAAUCUGCGACCACAAUUUUACCGUUUGAUUUAAUCAACAAACAACGCAUUGAUCCCUGGUUUAAUCAAGUUCAAUGUAUUUUUCAUUCAGCACAAAUAUUUCUGAUGGUACUUUAAAUGAGCAUUACCCCGAUUUGUUUUAUGUUUCCUAUUUAGUUUUGAAACAAAGUUUCAAUAUUUGUGCGUUUCAUUUUAUUUUUGUCAAGAGUAUGUGUACCAUCUUUACUAAAAGAAGAUGUUUUGUGUAUAUAAAUCUAUAUAUUUGGCAUUGAGACGUAUAUAUGUAAUAUAUUAUGUAAUCUUUUGUUACUAUCAAUACAGAUUUCUUUGUUUCUCAGA